Molecule: messenger RNA, 1771 nt
Organism: Culex pipiens pallens (northern house mosquito)
Lineage: Eukaryota; Metazoa; Arthropoda; Insecta; Diptera; Culicidae
Gene: cn
Product: kynurenine 3-monooxygenase
Exons: 7
Coding region: 130-1560 (476 amino acids)
Biological process (GO): quinolinate biosynthetic process; NAD+ metabolic process; L-tryptophan catabolic process
Cellular component (GO): mitochondrial outer membrane
Molecular function (GO): NAD(P)H oxidase H2O2-forming activity; kynurenine 3-monooxygenase activity; FAD binding
Source: RefSeq, a predicted model, not a curated record
GUCGGCAGUCGUCACGGGGAAAGCAUCAGAUAAGCCUUCGAGGCGGGAAAUACUUUUGGCGGGAAGUCCGUGUAGUGCAGUGUCUCUAGUAGUACCAGGAUCGUAGGUGUUCAAGUGAAAGGAUUAGCGAUGUCUACCAAGCAGUAUCCGAGAACAAACACCAAUGGAUUACCGGCGGAAAAUUUGAACGUGGCUGUCGUUGGGGGAGGACUGGUUGGCUCCCUGCUGGCACUGCAUCUUGGCAAAAAGGGCCAUGAGGUGGACCUGUUCGAGUACAGAGAAGACAUCCGCACCGCCGAGCUGGUCGUCGGCAGGAGCAUCAACCUGGCGCUGUCGGCACGAGGCCGCAAGGCGCUGGCCGAGGUGGGCCUCGAGGAGGCCCUGCUGAGCCACGGCAUUCCGAUGCGGGGCCGCAUGUUACACGAUCUCAAAGGGAACUGCAAAGUUGUGCCGUACGAUGCCAACACGAACCAGUGCAUCUACUCGGUCGGCCGUAAGCAUCUGAACGAGGUUCUGCUGAACGCCGCCGAAAAGUACCCCAACAUUCACCUUCACUUCAACCACAAGCUGCAGCAGGCCAAUUUGGACGAGGGAAGCCUACGAUUUGUCGAUCCCCUGACCAAAGAAACCACGGAAAAACAGGCCGAUCUGAUCGUGGGCUGCGACGGAGCGUACAGUGCGGUCCGCAAGGAGGUCAUCAAACGUCCGGGGUACGACUUCAGCCAGACGUACAUCGAGCACGGCUACCUGGAGCUGUGCAUUCCACCGACCAAGGAUGGACAGUUUGCGAUGCCCCACAACUACCUGCACAUCUGGCCCCGCGGCAAGUUCAUGAUGAUCGCCCUGCCCAACCAGGACCGCACCUGGACCGUGACGCUGUUCAUGCCGUUCACCAACUUUUACAGUAUUAAGUGCGAGUCGGACCUGCUGGCGUUCUUCCGGCAGCACUUCCCGGACGCGAUCGACCUGAUUGGGCGCGAACGGUUGAUCAAGGAUUUCUUCAAGAUCGCCCCCCAGACGCUGGUCAUGAUCAAGUGCAAACCGUACAAUGUGGGAGGGAAGGCACUGAUCAUCGGGGAUGCGGCACACGCCAUGGUUCCGUUCUACGGGCAGGGCAUGAACGCUGGCUUCGAGGAUUGUACCGUGCUGUCACAGCUGUUCAACAAGCACGGAUCGGACGUUGAUCAGAUCCUGAAGGAGUUUAGCGAAACUCGGUGGGAGGACGCCCACGCGAUCUGCGAUUUGGCCAUGUACAACUACAUCGAGAUGCGCGACCUCGUAACGAAGCGAUCGUACCUGCUGCGCAAGAAGCUGGACGAGCUGCUGUUCUGGCUGAUGCCCAAUACGUGGGUGCCGCUGUACAACUCCGUUUCCUUCUCCCACAUGCGCUACAGCAAGUGUAUAGCGAACCGAAAGUGGCAGGAUAAGAUUCUAACGCGCGUCCUGUACUGCUCAUCCGUGGCAGCCGUUGGUGCCGCCGGAAUAUUCGCCUACCGGUUCAGCAGCACCGCUCAGUUUGAACAGCUCUCGUCGGCCGUUCUCAAGUGGAUCAAGUUCUGAGGUUUAACAUUCCCUAACUUAGAGAACUUUUGCUUUAUCUUUACUUUACAUAAUUAACUAAGCUACGCUAAAUAUCAUGCAAUAUCCGUGUACCAGUGAUGUUCAAACGUUUGCGGCGCAUUUUUUUUAACUAGUGUGUUGUAUUUCUACAGCGGUGACUGUACGUUGCAAUUACUAUGAGAAAUAAAUAAUCGUGAGUGUAAUAGGUGAA